This is a messenger RNA of Candoia aspera, 4979 nucleotides long. RefSeq names its product kinesin family member 3B (gene KIF3B). Gene Ontology annotation, biological process: spindle elongation; microtubule-based movement; mitotic spindle organization. The coding region runs from base 162 to 2402 and encodes 746 amino acids. Gene Ontology annotation, molecular function: microtubule binding; microtubule motor activity; ATP binding. Gene Ontology annotation, cellular component: microtubule associated complex. NCBI's taxonomy places the organism in Eukaryota, Metazoa, Chordata, Lepidosauria, Squamata, Candoiidae. The record is from RefSeq and is a predicted model, not a curated record. The transcript is spliced from 9 exons.
CCCCCAGGCUCGCGCGGCUGGGCGCGGCGCCGGGGCCCGUCGCUGCGGCGGUCGUGGCCGGCGGGGGAGCCGGGGCCGGAGCCGAUCGCGAGGCUUAGAAAAAACCCUGGGCUUCGUGAUUCUAUCAUCAGUUAAUUUUGUCCUAGUGCUAAUCUGUUGUCAUGUUGAAGUUAAAGUGCUCAGAGUCGGUCAGAGUAGUAGUACGAUGCCGACCGAUGAACAGCAAAGAGAAAGUGGCUUCCUACGAACAAGUGGUUGAAGUAGAUGUGAAAUUGGGGCAGGUAUCUGUGAAGAACCCAAAGGGAACUUCUCAUGAGCUACCAAAAACAUUCACCUUUGAUGCUGUUUAUGACUGGAAUUCCAAACAGUUUGAACUGUAUGAUGAGACUUUCCGGCCCCUGGUGGACUCGGUACUCCAGGGGUUCAAUGGAACCAUUUUUGCUUAUGGGCAAACUGGGACAGGGAAAACGUACACCAUGGAAGGUGUGCGUGGAGACCCUGAGAAAAGAGGAGUCAUUCCCAAUUCGUUUGACCACAUCUUCACCCAUAUUUCUCGGUCUCAGAACCAGCAGUAUCUGGUGAGGGCAUCUUAUUUGGAGAUCUACCAAGAAGAAAUCAGAGACUUACUAUCAAAGGACCAGUCCAAGAGGCUGGAAUUGAAAGAGAGGCCUGAUACAGGAGUCUAUGUAAAGGAUUUAUCAUCAUUUGUCACAAAAAGUGUCAAAGAAAUAGAACAUGUUAUGAAUGUAGGAAACCAGAAUCGUUCGGUUGGAGCUACCAAUAUGAAUGAACACAGUUCCCGUUCCCAUGCCAUUUUUGUGAUCACCAUUGAAUGCAGCGAGGUUGGGCUUGAUGGAGAGAACCACAUACGUGUUGGAAAGCUUAAUCUGGUGGACCUUGCAGGCAGUGAGCGUCAGUCUAAGACAGGAGCCCAGGGGGAAAGGUUGAAGGAAGCAACUAAGAUCAAUCUCUCUCUCUCUGCUUUGGGCAAUGUCAUAUCCGCCCUAGUGGAUGGCAAAAGCACUCACAUCCCCUACCGGGACUCAAAGCUCACCCGACUGCUUCAGGAUUCCUUGGGUGGCAAUGCCAAGACUGUGAUGGUAGCCAACAUUGGCCCUGCCUCAUAUAAUGUUGAGGAGACCUUGACCACUUUGCGAUAUGCCAACCGUGCCAAGAACAUCAAGAACAAGCCAAGAGUCAAUGAAGAUCCCAAAGAUGCACUCCUACGGGAAUUCCAAGAAGAAAUUGCUCGACUCAAGGCACAGCUGGAAAAAAGGUCUACUGGCAAGAGGAAGAAGAAGGAGAGGAGGAGAGAUGGAGGUAUUGGUGAGGAGGAGGAAGAGGAGGAGGAAGAGGAGGAGGAGGAGGGUGAAGAAGAGGAAGGGGUUGACAAAGAUGACUACUGGAAAGAACAGCAAGAGAAGCUGGAGAUAGAGAAGAAAGCCAUCCUGGAGGAUCACAGCUUGGUAGCUGAGGACAAGAUGAGGCUGCUGAAGGAGAAGGAGAAGAAGAUGGAAGACCUGAAACGUGAAAAAGAAGCAGCUGAAAAGCUGGGUGCCAAAAUCAAGGCAAUGGAAAGCAAGCUUCUUGUUGGUGGAAAAAACAUUGUCGAUCACACAAAUGAGCAGCAGAAAAUCUUGGAACAGAAGCGGCAAGAGAUUGCUGAGCAGAAACGACGGGAACGAGAAAUCCAGCAGCAGAUGGAAAGUCAGGAUGAGGAGACCUUGGAGCUGAAGGAGACCUAUAGCUCCUUACAGCAGGAGGUGGACAUAAAAACUAAAAAACUGAAAAAGCUGUUUUCUAAGCUGCAAGCCGUGAAGGCUGAAAUCCAUGACCUUCAGGAGGAGCACAUCAAAGAGAGACAAGAACUGGAGCAAACCCAGAACGAACUGACCCGGGAGCUGAAGCUGAAGCACUUGAUUAUUGAAAACUUCAUUCCCUUAGAAGAGAAGAACAAGAUCAUGAACAGAUCUUUCUUUGAUGAGGAGGAGGACCAGUGGAAACUUCACCCCAUCACCCGCUUAGAGAACCAACAGAUGAUGAAAAGGCCAGUGUCUGCAGUGGGGUACAAGCGGCCCUUGAGCCAGCACGCUAGGAUGUCCAUGAUGGUCCGCCCAGAAGCUCGGUACAGGGCAGAAAACAUUGUCCUGCUGGAACUGGAUAUGCCUAGUCGGACGACACGGGAUUACGAGGGCCCAGCCAUCGCCCCCAAAGUCCAGGCAGCUUUAGAAGCAGCUUUGCAAGAUGAAGACGAGAUCCAAGUAGACGCGUCCACUUUUGAGAGCACGUCGAACAAGAAGUCAAAAUCCCGGCCUAAAACUGGAAGGAAGCCUGGCAGCUCCCCCUCCAGUGCCUCUGGCUCUCCGCUCUAUCCCCAGUCUCGCGGGCUGGUCCCAAAGUAAAACCAGCGGCUCCUCGUCAGGGCACGCCUGACCAAUCUUUUGCCGUAGACGCAGAGGCAAAUAACAACCUGCAAGGGGGACUUGAAGGCCAGAGCCCUAAAGAAUGCCUUUUGAGAAGCAACAGCAGCCCCUUCUGCAGCUAAUUUGCAUCUGGGAGGACAGGUUUACGAUGGACGUCUCGUCCGCACCAAGGGACCGUGUGUUCCUUGGGCCGAGGGGUCUAAGGCGAAUGAGACCUUAGUUAGGAAUCCGAAAUGCAUGAAUUACAGUAGUGUGUGUUAGAAGCCAAGGGGAGCACGUGGGUCCCCUUGCCCCCUUGCCUUCUCUCCCCCUUUUCCGGUUGUUCUGUUGCCCCUGGCGCUCCUACCCCCCGAGCCAGAGGCAGUUUUGGUGGCAUCACCUCGAUGACACCUAGAAAUAUACUGAGGUUGAGGAGCGACAAGGGGAUUUUGCUAGCUGUGACGACUUUCCCCCCUUUCCAUUAGAAGACCAGCACCGUGUGGUGGGGUGGGGCGAGAGGGUGGAAAAGCCUGUAAACUGGGAAAGGGGGGAGAUUGAAACACACCGCAGAAGCUCUUUGUGCAAACGCAGACCAAGGGCGAGCUUUUGAAACUGGCUCUCCUUUUUUCUGCAACAGAAGUAAUAGGAAGCUCAUCAAUCCUUUGCCUGUUUGCAAGCAGUAAUAAGAAAAAUAGUUCCAGGUGGAUCAGUUCCUGGAGACCACAGCCGUGAAGACCAGCAGGGGCUACCUGGUCUAACAGUAAUCCUUACAUCAACACCUGGCUCCAAGCUCCAUCUUCCGUCUUCCCCUGCUCACGCUCUCAUUCCCGUGCGCUACAGCCUGGGGGCAUUUUGCAGCUGAUGCUCCCCUGUCUUCCACUGUCCGCGUCGCGUACGUGGCCUUGUGGAAGGGUCUCCAGUUUCCCUCCCAGAAGGAAGGAAACCUUUGGGGGCGGGUUCUGCUCUCCUAUCAGUUAUAGCAUUAGGCCUGAGCAGAGCCUGGGGGGAAAGGGAUUCCGAGGGCGAGGCUCCCGACAGGCGUUUUGGUCGAGGGAGGCUCUCGUCCCUCUCCCCCUUUGCUCCAAGCCUCGUAGCAAAGCUGGCAAGCUACCAAGCAGCGUGUGGGAAGCGAGAUGCUGCUGAAUGGGGUGGGGUCAGAAGGCUGAAGACUGUGCCCUCCCCUCAUACUGUUUUAUAGUUCAGUUUGUAUAUUCAACAUUUUUGCAUAUUGCAAGUUCAGUUGUAUGGGUUUUUUUUUUUAUGUUGAUGGUUGUACUGUGAAUAUAUUUUCAUCAGCUUCUUCUCUGUCCAUGUUCCUCAACUGAAUGAGUGUGUACGUGUGCACGUGUCUGUGAGAACUCGUCUUAGACGUACUCUAAGCAUGAGACCUCUUCGUUGUGUCCUCGUUGUGUGUUCUCCGAGCCACUCUAUUCCGGGGGCACAGUGGUUCCACGGUCUGUCACCCUGUGAGUCAGGACAUCCCAAGGGGCAUCUUGCUGGCAUGGUGCCUCAGGAGGCCCAGCCUUGCUCCACAGACCCUCUGCUCUGAAUUAGCCAGGUGUAUUUCUGGACUGGAGAGAAGCUGAUCAGCCAUUGCUCUUGCAUGGAUCAGAGGGACACAGGACUACCUUCCUUCAUUUGGAGAGUGGGUUGGCCUUUUAGAGUCCCGUAAGAGAGCCACUUACCGUUGCUCUGCCAAGUUCAUCCCCUGCUUUGCUGUAGUGUUUAAUCCCCUUUGUAAUUAAAGAAAACAAUUGACUGACUUACGUGCGGAAGUUCAGUGACAAUGAAUCCAAAGAUUAUAAAGUAUGCAAGGUUGAAGCCAUGCACCAUCCUGUUGCUUUUUACUGUGAACAGGCAGGGCAGACAAGGCCUGAUCAGAGCUCUACCAACCUGCUUGGCAAGAACUCAGUGGAAACAGAAGAGGGGGCACUUAAUUAUUUCCCUAACGGCUGCAUUUCUACCUUAAGACACUUUGAACAAUUUGAGUCAACUGUUUUCCCCGUGUCUAAAACUUUUCUCCAUCUUACCUUUCAUGUACUGUCCUCCUAGAGUGUUUUCUGAUGUUCUCUAAAGCUGACACCCCUUUGGAGAUAUUUACUAAGCUGUGGUGUCAGCUACUGUCUUGUUAUCUACGGCAGCCUUCCCUGACUUGGUAUCCCCGGAGGUGUUGAACUGAUUCAUCAAAUCCCAUGCCAGCUAGGAACUCUAGAAGUUGGUACCACGCUGGACAGACAGGGGACCCCUUAAGGCCUGUGGAAGAUUGCACUCACUGGGCUCCUUACCUGUGUAAGUCCCACUGGAAUAAGAAGCUUCUCUUGGUUUCAGCGGGACUCACAUAGGAAUAUUAUCCGGCGGGUGGGAUGUGAGAGAUGCUACUGUCUCCUGCAAGAAAUGCUUCCUUCCUGGGGUUAUACCUAACCGACUACUGUUUUCUUUAUCUGUACAUAAAGAGCAAUGUCAAUAGUUCUUUUCCUGUUCAUGGAUUUAAAGCUUGUAUCUGUAAUAGCCUCUCUUGUCUAGGAAUGUAAAAGUGCUCCUGAAAAAGUAUAAUAAAAACCAUCUGGAUUUAUUGUA